Thermothielavioides terrestris NRRL 8126 is the source of this 1621-nucleotide messenger RNA. Its product is annotated as carbohydrate esterase family 15 protein. The transcript has a single exon. NCBI's taxonomy places the organism in Eukaryota, Fungi, Ascomycota, Sordariomycetes, Sordariales, Chaetomiaceae. The record is from RefSeq and is a predicted model, not a curated record. Bases 85 to 1278 code for a protein of 397 amino acids.
GCACGAUCCUGGACACCUGGCUCGCCGUGCUCAAGAUCCCUUCCACAUUCUGAAGGCAGCUCACAGCAUCACAAAGCAGAAAAAAUGGUCCACUUGGCCUCAGCCCUCCUGCUCGCGGGCGCGGCUUUCGCCGUGGCGGCGCCUGCCAACCAAAUCUUUGAGCGGCAAUCAAAUUGCUCGACGGCCGACAGCUACCCGACGGUCAACGAUUCCAAGCUCCCUGACCCCUUCACGACGUCGGCGGGCAAGAAGGUGACGACUAAGGCCGACUUCGAGUGCCGCAGGGCCGAGAUCAGCAAGAUCAUGCAGCAGUACGAGCUGGGCACGUACCCGCCGCCGCCGGACAAAGUCGAGGCGUCGCUGAGCGGCAACAGCAUCACGGUGCAGGUGACGGUGGGCAGCAAGUCCAUCUCGUUCUCGGCGUCCAUCAGGAAGCCGUCCGGCAGCGGCCCGUUCCCGGCCAUCAUCGGCAUCGGCGGCGCGUCCAUCCCCAUCCCGAGCAACGUGGCCAGCAUCACGUUCAAUAACGACGAUUUCGCUGCGCAGGUGGGCAGCAGCUCGCGCGGCCAGGGCAAGUUCUACACCCUCUUCGGCAGCGGCCACUCGGCGGGCGCGCUGACGGCGUGGGCGUGGGGCGUGGACCGCUUGAUCGACGGCCUGGAGCAGGUCGGCGCGUCGUCGGGCAUCGACACGAAGCGGCUCGGCGUGACGGGCUGCUCGCGCAACGGCAAGGGCGCCUUCAUCGUGGGUGCGCUCGUCGACCGCAUCGCGCUCACGAUCCCGCAGGAGUCGGGAUCCGGCGGCGCCGCGUGCUGGCGCAUCAGCGACGCGCAGAAGGCGGCGGGCGCCAACAUCCAGACGGCGUCCGAGAUCGUCGGCGAGAACGUGUGGUUCUCCAAGAACUUCAACGCGUACGUCUCGGCCACCUCGACAAUCCCGGAGGACCACCACCUCCUGGCGGCCUUGAUCGUCCCGCGCGGGCUCUUCGUGAUCGAGAACAACAUCGACUGGCUCGGCCCCGUGUCGACGACGGGCUGCAUGAGGGCCGGCCGCGUCAUCUACAAGAGCUACGGCGUGCCCAACAACAUGGGCUUCUCGCUCGUCGGCAACCACAACCACUGCCAGUUCCCCAGCAGCCAGAGCGCCGACCUCAACGCGUACAUCAACUACUUCCUGCUCAACGGCAGCACCGACCCCGGCGCCGUCGAGAAGAGCAGCAGUUCGGUCGAUCUGAACAGCUGGGCGCCGUGGGCCGCAAGCGCCCCGACGCUGUCGUAAUCCGGAAGCGGCUGGUUAUCCGGUCAGGUGGAGCUGGAGCUUAGCUAGUGAGAGAGGGGGAAGGGAGAGGGGAAUGCCCGACAAGCGGGGUAUCCGGGCUGCGGUCUCCGUUCGUCAAUGGUCGACCUGAGUUGGCACUGAUCGAUGGGCCGAGGGCCCGAGGUUAUCAUGUAAACACUCCGAGGAAAACAUGCUGUAUAUCAACCUGUUCUUCCUUUUGGCGCGGAACCGGCAUCGCAGCAGGCUCUCUCUGCUGCGUGCCAUGUGCACAGGCACCUCAGUAGUUUCAAGUUGCCAGCAAAGCGCACCGCGGGAAUCAAUGGCCUGACAGAGAUCAAUCAAU